Messenger RNA from Taeniopygia guttata (zebra finch), 1137 nucleotides. The record is from RefSeq and is a predicted model, not a curated record. Lineage: Eukaryota; Metazoa; Chordata; Aves; Passeriformes; Estrildidae.
AUGGGGAAAGGCGGAGGAGCCGCUGCCAGCGGAGGUCGGAACGGCGGCGGCGGCGGCGGAGCCCCCCGGGAACGGGGAGGGGACGGAGGGGGACAAGGGGGGACCGGGGAAGGGGACAGAGGGGAGCGGGGGGUCCAAGGGGAGGGGACAGAAGGGACCGGGGACGGGGGAGGGCUGUCCCCGGCUGGCUCUGCCCUCCCCGCUCUGGCACCGCCCGCGCCGCCCAUAAAAGCGCCGCUCCUGCCUCGCCCGCCGCAGUCGGGUCCGCGGCACCGGCUGCGCCCCGAGCCCGCGGCUGGGCCGGGCCGAACCGGGGCGGCCGGGACCGAGCGGGGAUCCGCAUCCCGAACCGGAGAAUCCGCAUCCCGAACCGGCUGCAUCCCGAACCGAGCCGGGAUCCGCAUCCCGAACCGGAGAAUCCGCAUCUCGAACCGGGGGAUCCGCAUCCCGAACCGAGCGGGGAUCCGCAUCCCGAACCGGGGAAUCCGCAUCCCGAACCGGCUGCAUCCGGAACCGACUUCAUCCCGAACCGGGGGGAACCCGCAUCCCGAACCGGGGAAUCUGCAUCCAGAACCGGCUGCAGCAGGUACCGAGAGGAACCGCACCCCGAACCGGCUGCUUCCCGAACCGACUGAAUCCCGAACCGGGAGGGAUCCGCACCUGCUCCGCUGCCCCUGCAGCCCAGGCUGGUGCCGAACCGGCCAGAACCCGCAUCCCGAACCGGCUGCAUCCCGAACCGGUAGGAAUCCGAACCCUGGGGAAGCCGCAGCCGAGCCCGGAGGGACCCGGACCCUGAACCAGCCCCGCACGCUGAGCCAGCCGUGCCUGAACCGGGCGGAUCCUGCACCCCGAACCGGGCGGGACCCGCACCCCGAACCGGGCGGGACCCGCACCCCGAACCGGGCGGAUCCCGCACCCCGAACCGGGCGGGACCCGCACCCCGAACCGGGUGGGUCCCGCACCCCGAACCGGGCGGAUCCCGCACCCCGAACCGGGCAGAACCCGCACCCCGACCCAGCCGUGCCAUGGCUGUGCUCCCAGCUCCGGCUGCCCCUGGACACUGGAGGGACCAGAACCCCAAAUCCGCUGCACCCUGACGGGUUCUGCACCCCAAACUGGGAGGUGCCCAUGCCCUGA